Molecule: messenger RNA, 1113 nt
Organism: Rhagoletis zephyria (snowberry fruit fly)
Lineage: Eukaryota; Metazoa; Arthropoda; Insecta; Diptera; Tephritidae
Product: protein anoxia up-regulated-like
Source: RefSeq, a predicted model, not a curated record
AAAGGAAAAAGUCAUCUUGCAGCAGUAAGGAUUUGCGGCGAUAAAGCAUAUAAUAUUAGGCGACCAAUGUAUGAUAUGGAUAAAAUCCGAACAGAUAUUAAUCUGUUGUCGUGGUAUUUAAGACAUCCGCAAGAGAAGAGUGGAAGGAAAGAAGAGAAGAAUACUUUUGAUAGAGAAGAUCCAGACCUGGAUCCCUACAGGUCUUCCCGAAAGUUUUCUGCUCCUGUAUCUUUGGAUGAUCCCGUUGGAGAUGACAAGGAAAAACAACGACUUCGUCAAGAACGUCUUAUGACUGUUAACGAGGAAGUGUUGGAUGAAAUUGGCUCGGAAAAAAAGAAGGCCCGCCUAUUAGAUGAAACUAAACGACGAGAGCAAGAAAUUUUAAACGAAAUAAUUAAACAGGAUACUGAAGAAGAUUCAGAAAAGGAACAAUUCGAAGCUGAAUACACUAACAUCUAUGCCAAUGAAGAGGAACGCAAAGCUGAAGAAGCACGCUUGGUUGAAGAAGCACGUUUGGCUGAAAACACGCGUUUAGCUAAGGAAGCCCUCGAAGCCGAAGCACGAUCAGUUGAAGAGGCACGAAAAGUUGAAGACAUGCGCAAAGCAAAAGAAUCGCGCUUGGCUGAAGAAGCGCGUUUAGCAAGUAAAGCUGAAGAAGACCGUUUGGAAGCAGAAGCUCGUUUAGCUGAACAAUUACGAAUGGAAGAAGAAGCUGCACAAAAAGCAGAAAAAGCUCGCCUUGAAGAAGAAAAACGCCUACGAGAAGAGGAAUUGAGUCGUUUAGCCGAAAUCGAGAAACAAGCUGCGGAAGAACAGGAAGCAGAAUUGGCGCGUCAAGCUGCAGAGCUCGCUGAAAUCGCACGCCAAGAAUUACAUGCUAUACAGCCAGCAGAUGAAUCAAGUUUCUCAGGUUUAUAUAGCAUUGUUACAGCCGAAACUGUCAUGGAGCAACCGGAAAGAGCCAUCUCUGAAAUUAAACAGGAACCAAUAAUUGAAUUGUCCUCUCAUAUUGAGGCAAUAAAAUCUGAGGGUGAUGCCGUAGUGGCUCCGGAGGAAGAAGAUGCAGAAGAGNUAUUAAUAAAAGAAGUUGAAGUUGAAACGCAAACAGAGUAA